This is a messenger RNA of Anas platyrhynchos (mallard), 1263 nucleotides long. RefSeq names its product chromatin accessibility complex subunit 1 (gene CHRAC1). NCBI's taxonomy places the organism in Eukaryota, Metazoa, Chordata, Aves, Anseriformes, Anatidae. Gene Ontology annotation, molecular function: protein heterodimerization activity. The record is from RefSeq and is a predicted model, not a curated record. Gene Ontology annotation, biological process: DNA-templated DNA replication; chromatin remodeling. Gene Ontology annotation, cellular component: nucleus; CHRAC.
GCGGCGGCGGCCGCCCAUUUCUUCGGCGGGCCGGCCGGGGCGGGCAUAAGAUGGCGGCCAGGUUGAGCGGCGGCGGUGGGGAGCACCGGCUGGUGUCGCUGCCCCUGUCCCGCAUCCGAGUGAUCAUGAAGAGCUCCCCGGAGGUCUCCAGCAUCAACCAGGACGCGCUCUUCCUCACUGCCAAGGCCACGGAGCUUUUUGUCCAGUAUUUGGCAUCCUACUCCUACAAACACGGCCGAGGCAAGGAGAAGAACGCUCUGACUUACAGUGACCUGUCUCAUACUGCAGAAGAGUGUGAAACCUUCCAGUUCCUUGCAGAUAUCCUGCCAAAGAAGAUCCUAGCUAGCAAAUACCUAAAAAUGCUCGAAAAAGAGAAGCGAGAUGGAGAAGUGGGGGAAGGCGAAGAGGAGGAUGAGGAGGAAGAUGAUGAAGAUGAAGCUGUGGGUGAAGAUGUUGGAUCUUAAGGCUAGAGGAGAACUACUUCGUAGCCGAUCCGUUCUCUGUUGUAUAAAGGAUGUUAUUUUUGUGACUGAGAUUCCAGAAGCUGGAUAUAUUUAUAUACUGAGCCAUUUGCUUUUGCUUUAAGAAGUUUAAAAGAAAUUGAACUUUGGUUCUUGCUGAAGAAUGGAAUUCUUCCCUCGGAAAACUCGGUGGGGAAGAGAAACGCUCACGUAAAUUUGACAGAACUCAUUGAGGCGAUUCCCUAUGAGACUUCUUCAGACAAUCCUUACCAAAUUUACAAAUCCUUCAGGGCAGCUUUCAGUCCAAAAGCUGUUUCAGCUCUCUAGGAGGGGGCUCUACCCUGGUUUCUUUCUCCUCAGAGUGGGAAAAUAAGGGGAGGGGAGGUGUUUUACACAGUAUCUUACUGUCUGCUGUCCUGGCCUUCUCUGAAAAGUGUUGUGUAAAACUGGAACGCAGCCCCUGGGGGUGUCCCCGUGCAGAAACGGGGAGAGGAUGAGAGCCCUUCUGAGAGCUGGUGUGGUUCGGUGGCUGUGGUGGUAAGAAAAUAGAUAGCUAACGUUAGAAAACGAUGUAAAUAUGUACAUGGAGAACCUUGCUCUGUACCCAGCUCUCCACGUCUGCAGUGUGUCUGUGGUGUCUGACAAAACACGUGUUGUUUGAGGCCUGGUAAAGGUGGGUCGUUGAGUGAACCAUUCACCAUUUAAGUGAGAGCUGGAUUAUUUUUUUUUACACUAUAAAGGUAACUUUCCUGUGUACAACUUUAUAUGCGACUUUGAAAUAAACGUUUUUUAUGAAAAGUGA